AUGCAAAAUUGUAUGAAACUUUUGCCGCUUGCACUAAAGUGCAAUCUGCGAGCUAUUAGCACAACUGCACCAAUGGCUGGAAAGCGAAACUUUCGUAAAUUUAAUGUAUACGGCAAGCGUGGAACACGUGUGGUGAAGGAAGCGCAGCGGACGCUAGCAAAUCCGCCGGUGGCCAUACACAAACGAGGAGUUCGUGAUACAGGCAUAACAGUUAAUGGCCAAUUUGUGGAAAUACCAGAGAAAAUACCCGACAUUAUAGUGCCAGAUUUAACCGGCUGUAAAUUGAAGCCUUAUGUGUCCUACAAAGCUCCCGAAGUAAUACAAUCGGAAUUUACUAGUUUGGAUCUCUUCAACGCCGUCUAUUCGCAAAAGAUUAUAGAGGACUUCAAGGCUGGCAAACUGCAGGCCGAUGGCAGCGCGACGGAACCUUCACCCGACGAACAGCUAACGCCAGAGAUAGCUCUGCAGCGUGCGCGUAAAACGGGCAGUGAUAUUUUUUAAACAUGCACACAUAUGCCUAUAAGGUUUAUUAUUUGUUAAAUAUGUUGGGUUUCUAUUGCUGUAUGUACUUUUGACGAUAAUUGUAGAGUUUGCGGAGCCAUUUAUCGGCCUUUAGGUCAGAAUCGGCUAAAAACUGCAAGCGGUAAAACAAAUAUGUUAAAUAAAAUGCACCCAAAAAAUAAGAAGAUUAAACUCACGUUUGGAUGAAAUA
Drosophila montana is the source of this 712-nucleotide messenger RNA. RefSeq names its product mitochondrial ribosomal protein L41 (gene mRpL41). The record is from RefSeq and is a predicted model, not a curated record. Gene Ontology annotation, biological process: translation. Gene Ontology annotation, cellular component: mitochondrial large ribosomal subunit. Lineage: Eukaryota; Metazoa; Arthropoda; Insecta; Diptera; Drosophilidae. The transcript has a single exon. The coding region runs from base 1 to 501 and encodes 166 amino acids. Gene Ontology annotation, molecular function: structural constituent of ribosome.